GCUACAUCUAUUUCCGGAUUACCAACUUCGUAAGAGUGAUUUCCCCUUAAACUUGUACGCGCAUGCGCCCGGUCUUUCUUCCUUUGCCGGCGAACACGGAACGAAGAACUGAAAAUGACUAUCACCGUAGGAAUCAACGGAUUUGGCCGAAUUGGCCGUUUAGUCUUCAGGGCUGCUAUGGAGUCUGGUGGUGUAGAUAUUGUAUCCAUCAAUGAUCCUUUCAUUGACCUAGACUACAUGGUGUACAUGUUUAAAUAUGACUCCACUCAUGGUAGAUAUAAGGGAACUGUUACGACCAAGGACGGUAAACUUGUCAUCGAUGGAAAAUCUAUCACUGUACAUAAUGAGAGAGAUCCAGCUAAUAUUCCAUGGGGCAAAGACGGUGCUGAAUAUGUUGUUGAGUCUACUGGUGUAUUCACAACAUUGGACAAAGCUAACGCUCACUUGACAGGCGGUGCAAAGAAGGUCGUCAUCUCGGCCCCCUCAGCUGAUGCACCUAUGUAUGUUGUUUUUUCAAUGAAAAGAAAUGUAAAAAACUUAAUAUUUGUUUUUAGUAACGCAUCCUGCACCACAAACUGUCUAGCUCCCCUAGCUAAGGUCAUCAAUGACGAGUUCGGUAUAGAACAGGGUUUGAUGACCACUGUACAUGCUUACACUGCCACCCAGAAGGUUGUAGAUGGGCCAAGCUCAAAGGACUGGCGUGGAGGCAGAACUGCUGCCCAGAAUAUUAUUCCAUCAUCUACUGGUGCCGCCAAAGCUGUAGGAAAAGUUAUCCCUGAAUUGAACGGAAAAUUGACCGGUAUGGCAUUCCGUGUACCAACCCCUGACGUUUCUGUCGUAGAUCUGACUGUUACCCUAAAAAAGAAAGCGACCUAUGAUCAGAUCAAGGAUGCUGUAAAGAAAGCAAGUGAAGGUCCAAUGAAGGGUGUUCUUGCUUACACCGAGGAUAUGGUUGUUUCCUCAGAUUUCAUUGGUGAUAAAAACAGUAGCAUCUUCGACGCAAAGGCCGGCAUUGCUCUUACUGAAAACUUUGUCAAGCUUGUUUCUUGGUAUGACAAUGAAUGUGGUUACAGCAACCGUGUCAUUGAUCUGAUCAAGUAUAUGAACACAGUAGAUAAAGCUUAAAUCAGAGACGGAUAAAUAGCUUCCUUAAUACACAAAUUAGGUGACAGAUUGACAUUUGUGAUCUAGUAUAGACUUAAAUUAAAAAUAUUAUAGGGAUAAAUUAUCCUCCUUUAUAUAUCAUUGUGAUGCAUUUAAUGUCAGACAUGAAAGCAUAAUAAAUGGUGAGAUUUUUUUUUCUUUUUAAUUAUAAAAGUGACGAUUGUUUUUAAUAACAAGUGAUUUUACAUUUUAUUUUAAUACAGUUUUUGAGUGUUUUCGUUAUAUUAUAAAAACAGCUGUUAGAGUUUGGACAUUUGUCCUGUAAAGAAUAUAUUAAAGUUAAGCGUUUAUUCCUGUUCUUUUGAUUUUUUUCAGGUUUUUUUUUCUUUUUUUCAUACACCUCCGUUAAUGUGUAUUUAGUGUUAUUUAACUACUCAUUCUAUGUGAAUUAUGUAUUACAUAUGUGUUUUUAAAACUGAAGUUGUGUGCAAGGGUGGAUUUUCUUUGUUUAUCUGUGUCUAUACGCAGAGAAAACACUUUAAACUCCCGGCAUGAACUUCUUCCCAAGCCAGAUGUAUAGUGCUAUAAAUAACCUAUUUAAGGUUAUGGUUGACGGCCCUGAUUAGAGAACGAGUUAUCUCCCAGGUUACCUCCCUUCUCUAUCAGGGUACAUAGACCUUACAUGUUUUGUUUUUGUCAUAAAUGUACUGAUGUUCACGCACAAGGAAUCAAUACCACCAGAUAAGCCUAGACUUGUAUAUACAUUCAGCAGCCUUGUCCAUCAAGUAGAUUUGUACAACUCAAUUAAUGUUAAAAAAAAUUGAUAUAACAUAGUAAGUGAUUAUUUAAGAGGCUGUUAAUUCACGAAAAUUUUCUUGAGACUAUAAAAGAAAAGAAACUACGUACAGUAAAGAACUGAACAUACAUAUUUUAAGGGGAUGUAGAUCUGUAAUUGUUAUUAAUG
This is a messenger RNA of Ruditapes philippinarum (Manila clam), 2068 nucleotides long. RefSeq lists its product as uncharacterized. Bases 115 to 1125 code for a protein of 336 amino acids. NCBI's taxonomy places the organism in Eukaryota, Metazoa, Mollusca, Bivalvia, Venerida, Veneridae. The transcript has 10 exons. Gene Ontology annotation, biological process: glucose metabolic process. The record is from RefSeq and is a predicted model, not a curated record. Gene Ontology annotation, molecular function: oxidoreductase activity, acting on the aldehyde or oxo group of donors, NAD or NADP as acceptor; NADP binding; NAD binding.